GAAAAAACGGAAGUUUGGGAAGUGUGGCUUUAUGGGAAAUUUUAGAAAACUAAACACACGUGGGUAGCAUUUUUCGAAAACAUGGGAAGACCAGAUUUCACACCGCGAGGCAGAGGAGGUGGUCGUGGUAGAGGAGGAGACAGAGGGGGGAGGGGAGGAAGAGGAGGCUUUGGGGGUCGAGGUGGUGGUGGCGGUAGAGGAGGCUUCGGAGGUCGAGGGGGUGGGGGCAGAGGCGGGAGAGGAGGAGGAAGGGGAGGCAGAGGAGGGGGUAGAGGAGGAUUUAGGGGAGGGAAGAGUGUAGUGGUGGAGCCUCACAGACAUGAAGGUGUAUUCAUUGCUCGAGGUAAAGAAGAUGCCUUGGUUACAUUAAAUAUGGUCCCUGGUGAAACAGUUUAUGGAGAGAAAAAGAUUGUCGUAGAGGAAGGAGAGAAGAAGACAGAAUACAGAGCCUGGAAUCCCUUUAGAUCAAAGUUAGCAGCGGCCAUUUUAGGAGGUGUAGACAAAAUAUACAUGAAACCAGGAGCCAAGGUCCUAUACCUUGGGGCAGCUUCAGGGACCACUGUCAGUCAUGUCUCAGAUAUUGUUGGACCAGAAGGUUUGGUGUAUGCUGUAGAGUUUUCACACAGAAGUGGCAGAGAUCUGAUAAAUGUGGCAAAGAAAAGGACAAAUAUCAUCCCCAUCAUUGAAGAUGCGCGACACCCUCACAAAUACAGAAUGCUUGUUGGUAUGGUGGACACAAUAUUUGCUGAUGUUGCACAACCUGAUCAAGCCAGAAUUGUAGCCAUUAAUGCACAUCACUUCCUCAAAAACAAUGGUCAUAUUGUAAUCUCCAUAAAGGCUAACUGUGUUGAUUCCACUGCUGAACCUGAGGCUGUCUUUGCUGGAGAAAUCAACAAACUAAAGGGGGAGAAAAUCAAGCCCCAGGAACAGUUGACCCUGGAACCGUACGAGAGAGACCAUGCCGUAGUGGUGGGCGUGUACAGACCACCUCCAAAGAAAUGAUCCAUGAAUGUGUUUGGACUACAUUCUGUUAAAAUUUACUCCUCAUGUGUUCAUAGGAUGAUGAACUGGUUUUCGAAGUCCAGGAAUGGAACUUUAGCAGUGAUUAGUAUCAAUAAGGAUACCAAUGACAUUUAUUAAAAAUGUACUCGCAUGUGAAUGUGAAGGUUUUAUUAUAAAAGCUUAUUUGUGUAUCAUGUUCAUGAUUUUAUAUGAUGAAAAUGUUUUGCAAAUGGUGUACAUAAACUCAUGUAUGAUA
Saccostrea cuccullata (small rock oyster) is the source of this 1258-nucleotide messenger RNA. RefSeq names its product rRNA 2'-O-methyltransferase fibrillarin-like. The transcript has 10 exons. NCBI's taxonomy places the organism in Eukaryota, Metazoa, Mollusca, Bivalvia, Ostreida, Ostreidae. The record is from RefSeq and is a predicted model, not a curated record. Gene Ontology annotation, molecular function: histone H2AQ104 methyltransferase activity; rRNA methyltransferase activity; RNA binding. Gene Ontology annotation, cellular component: small-subunit processome; box C/D methylation guide snoRNP complex; nucleolus. Bases 82 to 1002 code for a protein of 306 amino acids. Gene Ontology annotation, biological process: rRNA methylation; box C/D sno(s)RNA 3'-end processing.